AUGUCCGGCCUCUUUGGACGUCCGGUGGUGCGCGCGGCGGUCGCGUCCGGCGCCCUCAUGGCCACGGGCGACGUGUUCUGCCAGAUGGGCGGGUGGAGCGCGAGUGAUCCGGAGGACGCCUCCGAGGCGCGGCCGCACGACUGGGCGAGGACGGCGCGGUUCGGCCUCGUCGGGCUCACGCUCCACGGCCCCUUCUUCUACCACGGCUUCCGCUGGAUCGACGGCCUGAGCUUCCUCAACCGGUCCAGUCCAAUAGCGAGCGCCGUGGCCAAGAGCCUCGCCGUGCAGGUAGCGCUGUUCCCGACGUACACGACGGCGUUCUCGGGCUACAUGGGGACGCUCGAGGGGUUCCAAGGUCGGGAGCUCCUGUCCAAGGUGUCCGCGUUUCUGGCGCCCACGCUCUUCACCGGCUGCGCGUUCUGGCCCGUGGUGAACACGUUCAACUUCGCGCUCGUCGCGCCGCCCGCCCGAUGCUACUACGUGGCGCUGAUGGGCCUCAUUUGGAACACAUAUCUGUCGUACAGCAACGCGCGCGCAACGCAGCAAGCGCCCGCGCUCGCCGCGGCCCCAGAGGCGCGCGGGGGGAGUCCGGGGCUCGGGCGGGCCGUCCCGGCGAGCGCUGCCGUUGCCGCGCACUCAGCGCGCGACCGUCCCGCACCCGCGACCGCGAUGUGA
Messenger RNA from Pedinophyceae sp. YPF-701, 675 nucleotides. The record is from the annotation of a GenBank genome assembly. Lineage: Eukaryota; Viridiplantae; Chlorophyta; Pedinophyceae.